Messenger RNA from Pan troglodytes (chimpanzee), 16644 nucleotides. RefSeq lists its product as uncharacterized. NCBI's taxonomy places the organism in Eukaryota, Metazoa, Chordata, Mammalia, Primates, Hominidae. The record is from RefSeq and is a predicted model, not a curated record. Bases 506 to 1123 code for a protein of 205 amino acids. The transcript has 4 exons.
GAUCUUCAAUAAAGUUAAAAAAUGUAAAGGGAUGUUAGACCCCAAAAGAUUGAGAAUUUCUAGUUUAGAAAUAUUCAGAGUAAGCCACAUACAACUUGCUACUUGAACUAUUUUUUUUCUUUGUUUUUUAUUUUAGGAGAUGGGGUCUCACCCUGUCACCCAGGCUUGAGUACAGUAGUGCUAUCACAGCUCACUGCAGCCUUGAACUCCUGGGCUAAGGAUCCUCCUACCUGAGCCUCCUGAGUAGCUGGGACUGUAGGGUCUCCCUCUCUUUUCCAAGGCUGGAGUGUAGUAGUGCUAUCACAGCUGACUGCAGCCUCAACCUUCCAGGCUGAAGCGAUCCUCCCAUCUCAACCUCCCACGUGGCUGAGACUAUAGGUGCUUGCCACUAUGCCCAACUAAUAUUUGGAAUUUUCCUAUACGUGGAUUCCAGAGGGGUGACAGCGAAACGUGGGACCAUCCAGUUGCAGGAAAACAAGCUUAACGCGCCCACUGAUUCUACAUUAUGCUCCUACCUCCUGGCAGCCUCUCCAGGCCCAGAACUUUCUCCAGUCAGCCUCCACAGACCAAGCUCAUGACUCACAAUGGCCUAUUUAGGCCCAUACCCUACGUCACGGUAGUCUCCACAGAUGAGGCUACUGCCUCACAACAGCCUCCACAGGCACAGCUCCACCGUUACAAUGGCCUCUUUAGACCCAGCUCCUGCCUUCCAGCCUUCUCUCCAGGCCCUGAACUUUCUCAAGUCGACCUCACCAGGCCCAGCUCAUGCUUCUUGGCAGACUCUCCAGGCCCAGUUCCUGCAUCUUGGCAGCCUCUCCAGGCCCAGCCUCUGCCUCCCGUCAGCCUCUACAGUCCCAACAUCUGCCUCACAGCAGAUUCUUCAGGCCCAGCAUCUGCCUCACUGUGGACCCCCCAAGCCAAGCUCCCAACCUUUCAGCAGCUUCUACACACCCAGCUCCUGCCACCCAGUGGCCUUUUUAGGCCAAGCUCAUGCCUCACAAGGGCCUUUCCAGGCCCAACUUUUGUCUCAUGGCAACCUUCCCUGGCCAGAUUCCUGCCUGUCUCCCAGCAGCCUAGACAGGCCCAGUCUUGCCUCACACUGGCCUCUACAUCCAGCUCUUGACUCAUGGUGGCCUCUCCAGGCCCAGCUCCUGUCCCAGGACGUCAUCUCCAGGCCCAAAACUUCCUCAAGUCAGCCUCUCUAGUCCCAACUGCUGCCUCCUGGUGGCCUAUGAAGGCCCAAAAUCUCCUCAAGUUGACCUCUCCAGGCCCAGCUCCUGCCUCCUGUCAGCAUCUACAGGCCCAACCUCUGCCUCAUGGGGGCUUCUCCAGGCCUAGCUCUUCCUCUGGGCUGAGUCUAUAGGCACAACUGCUGCCUCACAACAGCCUUUAUUGGCCCAGUUCCUGUCCAGCUCACAGCGGCCAAUGUAGGCCCAAAACUUCCUCAAGUCAAACUCUCCAGGCCCGCCUUCUGCUUCCCGGUGGCAUGAACAGGCCCAGCUUUGACUUGAGAACAGCCUCUACAGGCCCUGCUCUUGCCUCCCAGGGGCUUCUCCAGGCCCAGCUCUUGUCUCAUGGUGGCUGCCCCAGGCCAAGUUUCUGCCUGCCUGCCAGUAGCCUCAACAGGCACAGCUCCUCCCUCACAGUGGCCCAUUUAGGCCCAACUCAUGACUGUCGGGCCAUUUCCAGGCCUAGUGCCUGCCUCCUGGCUGACUCUUGAAGCCCAAAACUUCCUCAAAUCAGCCUUUUGCCCAACUUCUGUCUACUGUCAGACUCUACAGGCCAGCCUCUGCCUCACAGUGGACCCUCCAGACCCAGAUGGUGUCUCACUGUGGCAUCCUCAGGCGAAGCUCCUGCCUUUCGGCAGCUUCUAUGGGCCCAGCUCCUGCCUUGCAAUGGCCUCUUUAGGCCAAGCUCAUGCCCCAUGGCGACUUUUCCAGGCACAGCUUUUGCCUUUUGCAGCCUGUCCAGGCCCAGAAUGUCCUUAACUCGGCAUCUCCAGGACGAGCUUAUCCUCCCAGUGCGUCUACAGGCCCGUCUCCUGCCUCACAACAACCUCCUUUGGCCCAACUCCUGCUGAGCUACUUGGCAGCCUCUGUAGGCCACAGAGUUCUUAAAGUAAAGCUUUCCAGGCCCACCUUCGGCCUCCCGGCAGCCUCGGCAAUCAAACUAUUCCCUCACUGCGGCCACCGAAAGCCAAGUUUCUCCCUGCCUCACGGCAUCCUCCGAAAACUGAGCAUUUGCCUCACGGUGGCCUCCCCAGGCCACGAAUCUGCCUGCCUCCCAGGCAGCUGCUGCCUCACAAUGGUCUCUUUAGGCCCAGCUCAUGCUAGAAGACGGACUCUUCAGGCAUGCUCUUGCCUCCUGGCAGGCUCUGCAGGCCCAAAUUCUCCAAAAGUUGGCCUCUCCUAACUCAGCUCCUGCCUCAUGUCGGCCUACACAGGCCCAGACUCUUACCACACAGUAGACCCUCCAGGCCCACCACUUGCCUGAGCAUAGCCUCCUAAGGCCAAGCUCCUGCCUUUUGGCAGCUUCUACAGGCCCAGCUCCUGCCUCGCAAUUGCCUUUGUAGGCCAAGAUCAUGCCGCGAAGUGGCCUUUCGUAGCCUAACUUUUGCUUUUUGACGCAUACUCCAGUCCCAAAACUUCCCUCCAGUCAGCCGGUCCAGGCCAAGCUCUUCCUCCCAAAGGCUUCUGCAGGCCAAAAUCGUCCUGAAGUCACCCUCUGCAGGCCCAGCUCCUGCCUCCAAGUGCUGUGUAGGCCAAGCUAAUGCCUCACAGCACACUUUCCAGGCUGAGCGUUUCCUUUUGUGCAUCUUCUCCAAGCCCUGAACUUACUCCAGUUGGCCUCUCCAGACCAAGCUCUCCCUCCCAGUGGCCUCUACAGGCCAAAACUGUCCUCAAGUCAGCCUCUCCAGGGCCAACUCCUAGCUACCAGUGGCUUCUGCAGGCCAAAAUCGACCUCAAGUCAGCCUCUUCACACCCAGCUCUUGUCUCUAAGUGGCCUCUCCAGGAGCAAAACUUCCUCAAGUCGGCCUCUCCAGGCCCAGCCUCCUGCUUCCCGAGGGCAUGUACAGGCCCAGCGUCUGCCUCACAGCAGACUCUCCACGCCCAGCUCUUCCCUGUCUGCUGCCUCUCCAGUCCAAAGCUGCUCCUGCCUUUCGGCAACUUGUACAGGCCCAGCUCCUCCCUCACGGUGGCCUCUUUUCGCCCAACUCAUGCCUCUUGCAACCUGCCCAAGUGUCAGCUCCUGCCUCACACUGGCCUGUUGAGGCCCAGCCCAUGCCUCUCGUGGCCUCAACGGGCCCAGCCCCUGCCUGUCGGCGGCCUCUACAGGCCCGGCCUCUACCUCACAGUGGGCUCUCCAGGCCCACCUCUUUCUCACCGUGGCCUCCUGGGGCAAUGCUCCCCGCUCUCGGGAGCCUCUGCGGGCCCAGCUCCUGCCUCCCAGUGGCCUCUGUAGGCCAAGCCUGUGCCUCAGGGCAGCCUUUCCAGGCCUAGCGUUUGCUGCUUUGCAUCCUCUCCAGGCUCUGGACUUCCUCCAGUCGGCCUCUCCAGGCCCAGCUCUUCCUCCCGGCGGCCUCUGCAGGCCCAGACUGUCGUCAAGUCGGCCUGUCCAGGACCAGCUCCUGCCUCCCGGCGCCCUCUGCAGGCCCAAGUCGUCCUCAAGUCGGCCUCCCCAGGCCCAGCUCCGGCCUCUCUCAGCGGCCGCUCCGGGUGCAAAAGUUCCUCGAGUCAGCCUCUCCAGGCCCAGCUCCUCCUGCCUCCCAGUGGCCUCUUUCAGCCCAGCCCAGCUCAUGCCUCCCGGCGGCCUUCCCGGCCUCCUGCCUCCCGAAGGCCUGCACAGGCCCACCCUCGGCCUCACAGCAGACUCUCCACGCCCAGCUAGCUCUCGCCUCACUGUGGCCUCCCGAGUCCAAAACUCCUGCCUCUCGGCCACUUCGGCAGGCCCAGCUCCCACCUGCCAGUGGCCUCUUCAGGCCCAUGGGGCUCAUUCCUCACAACGGCCUUUCCAGGCCCAGUUUUUCCCUUCCGGCGGCCUUUCCGGGCCCAGAACCUCCUCAAGUCGGCCUCUCCAGACCCACUUGCAGCCUCCUGGCGUCCUCUCCGGGCCCAGCUCUUCCUCCCGGCUGCGUCUCCAGGCCCGACUGCUGCCUCCCAACAACCUCUUUGGACUCAGCGCCUGCCCAUCUCCUGGCGGCCUUGGUCGGCCCAGAGCUUCCUCAAGCCCAGCUCCCCAGGCCCAGGUCAGGCCUCACGGUGGCCUCUCCAGGAUCAGCUCCUGCCCUCCGACAGCGUCUCCAGACCCGAAAUGGUCUCUGGUCGGUGGGCUCCUCCACGCCCAGCUUGGGCCUCCCGGCGACCUCUGCAGGCCCAAGUCGUCCUGAAGUCGGCGUCUCCCGGCCCUGCCUCCCAGCAAGUAAGCAAGCUCUUUUGGCUGAACUCCUGCCCAGCUCCCAGCCGCCUUUGUAGGCCCCGAACUUUCUCAAGCCAAGCUCUUCAGGCCCACCUACUGCCUCUCGGUGGCCUGUACAGGCCCAGCCCUGGCUGUAGAACAGCCUCUGCAGGCCCCACUCUUGCCUCCCAGGGGCCUCUCCAGGCCCAGCUCUCGAAGCCAUGGCAGCCUCCCGGGGCCAAGUCCCUGCCUGCCUCCCGGCAGCCUGCAUGCGGCCCAGUUCCUCCCUCACGGUGGCCUGUUGAUGCCCAACUCAUGCCGCUGGCACCCUGCCCAGAGGCGUGAGUCCCUGCCUCACACUGGCCCCUCCCACGCUGACCCCUUGGCUCACACCGGCCCCUCCCACGCAGAGAGGUCAGCGUGACCCCUUGCCUCACACCGGCCCCUCCCAGGCUGAGAGGUUGGCGUGAGCCCUUUGCCUCACACCGACCCCUCCCACGCAGAGAGAGGUCAGCGUGAGCCCCUUGCCUCACACUGGCCCCUCCCACGCUGACCCCUUGGCUCACACCGGCCCCUCCCACGCAGAGAGGUCAGCGUGACCCCUUGCCUCACACCGGCCCCUCCCAGGCUGAGAGGUUGGCGUGAGCCCCUUGCCUCACACCGACCCCUCCCACGCAGAGAGAGGUCAGCGUGAGCCCCUUGCCUCACACUCGCCCCUCCCACGCUGACCUCUUGGCUCACACCGGCCCCUCCCAUGCAGAGAGAGGUCAGCGUGACCCCUUGCCUCACACCGGCCCCUCCCAUGCUGAGAGGUCGGCGUGAGCCCCUUGCCUCACACCGGCCCCUCCCACGCUGAGAGAGGUCCGCAUGAGCCCCUUGCCUCACACUGGCCCCUCCCAUGCUGAGGUUGGUGUGAGCCCCUUGCCUCACACUGGCCCCUCCCACGCUGACCCCUUGCCUCACACCGGACCCUCCCAGGCAGAGAGAGGUCAGCGUGAGCCCCUUGCCUCACACCGGCCCCUCCCACACCGAGAGAGGUCAGCGUGAGCCCUUGCCUCACACUGGUCCCUCCCACGCUGAGAGAGGUCAGCGUGAGCCCUUGCCUCACACCGGCCCCUCCCAUGAUGAGAGGUCGGUGUGAGCCCCUUGCCUCACACCAGCCCCUCCCAUGCUGAGAGAGGUCCGCAUGAGCUGCUUGCCUCACACUGGCCCCUUCCACCCUGACCCCUUGCCUCCCACCGGCCCCUUCCACCCUGACCCCUUGCCUCCCACCGGCCCCUCCCACGCAGAGAGAGGUCAGCGUGAGCCCCUUGCCUCACACCGGCCCCUCCCACGCGGAGAGAGGUCAGCGUGAGCCCCUUGCCUCACACUGGCUCCUCCCACGCCGAGAGGUCAGCGUGAGCCCUUGCCUCACACUGGCCCCUCCCACGCUGAGAGAGGUCGGCAUGAGCCCCUUGCCUCACACCGGCCCCUCCCAUGCUGAGAGGGGCCCACAUGAGCCCCUUGCCUGACACUGGCCCCUCCCACCCUGACAGAGGUCGGUGUGAGCUCCUUGCCUCACACUGGCCCCUCCCAUGCUGACCCCUUGCCUCACACUGGCCCCUCCCAUGCUGAGAGGUCGGCGUGAGCCCCUUGCCUCACACCGGCCCCUCCCACGCUGAGAGAGGUCCGCAUGAGCCCCUUGCCUCACACUGGCCCCUCCCACCCUGACAGAGAUCGGUGUGAGCCCCUUGCCUCACACUGGUCCCUCCCACGCUGACCCCUUGCCUCACACCGGACCCUCCCAGGCAGAGAGAGGUCAGCGUGAGCCCCUUGCCUCACACCGGCCCCUCCCACGCCGAGAGAGGUCAGCGUGAGCCCCUUGCCUCUCACUGGCCCCUCCCAUGCCGAGAGAGGUCAUCAUCAAAAGGAAUUAAAUAGAAUCAUCGAAUGAAAUUGAAUGGAGUAAUCAUCGAAUGGAAACGAAUGGAAUCAUCAUCGAAUGGAAUCGAAUGGAAUCAUCAUUGAAUGGAAUCGAAUGGACUCUUCAACAAGUGGAAUCACAUGGAAUCCUCGAAUGGAAUCUAAUGGAAUCAUCAGCACAUGGAACCGAAUGGAAUCAUCAUGGAGUGGAAUCGAAUGGAAUCAUCAUCAAAUGGAAUCCAAAGGGAUCACUGAAUUGAAUGGAAUGAUCAUCGAAUGGAAUCGAAGGGCAUCAUCGAAUGGGAUGGAAUGGAAUCAUUGAAUGGAAUCAAAUGGAAUCAUCAAAAGGAUUCGAAUGGAAUCAUCAUCGAAUGGAAUCAAAUGGAAUCAUCGAAUGGAUUCAAAUGGAAUCACCAUCGAAUGGAAUCGAAUGGAAACCGAAUGGACACGAAUGGAAUCAUCAUUGAAUGGAAUCGAAUGGUAUCAUUGAAUGGACUCGAAUGGAAACAUCAUGCUAUGGAAUCAGAUGGAACCAUCGAUUGGCAUCGAAUUGAAUCAUCAGUGAAUGGAAUCUAAGGGAAUAAUCGAAUGGGACCGAAUGGAAUCAUCGAAUGGUCUCGAGUGGAAUCAUCAUCGAAUGGAAUCGGAUGGAAUCAUGGAAUGGAAACAAAUGGAAUCAUCUUCGAAUGGAAUCGAAUGGAAUCAUCGAAUGGACUCGAAUGGAAUCAUCAUCAAAUGGAAUUGAAAGGAAUCAUUGAAUGGAAUCGAAUGAAAUCAUCAUUGAAUGGAAUGGAAUCAUCGAAUGGAUACGAAUGGAGUCAUCACUGAAUGGAAUCGAAUGGAAUCUUCGAAAGGACUCGAUUGAAAUCAUCAUUGAAUGCAGUCAAAUGGAAUCAUCAUUGAAUGGAAUCAAAUGGAAUCAUCAUCAAAUGGAAUGGAAUGGAAUCAUCCAAUGGAGUAGAAUUGAAUCAUCAUUGAAUGGAAUCAAAUAGAAUCAUUGAAUGAAAUCGAAUGGAAUCAUCAUCGAAUGGCCUCGAAUGGAACCAUCAUCAAAUGAAAUUGGAUGGAAUCAAUGAAGGGACCCGAAUGGAAUCAUCAAAUGAACUUGAAUGGAAUCAUCAUUGAAUGGAAUCGAAUGAAAUCAUCGAAUGGACUCGAAUGGAAUCAUCAUUUAAUGGAAUCGAAUGGGAUCAUCAUGAAAUGGAAUCGAAUGGCAUCAUCAUCAAAAUACAAUGGAUUCACUGAAAGGACUCGAAUGUAAUGAUCAAAUGAACUCAAAUGGAAUCAUCAAAUGGAAUCGAAUGGAAUCAUUGGACUCAAAUGGAAUUAUCGAAUGGACUCGAAUGGAGUCAUCGAAUGGACUCUAAUGGAAUCAUCAUAAAAAGGAAUCUUAUGGAAUCAUCAAAUGGACUUGAAUGUAAUCAUUGAAUGGACUUGAAUGAAGUCAUAGAAUGGACUCGAAUGGAAUCGAAUGGAAUGCUCGAAUAGAAUCAGAUGGGAUAAUCAAAUGGAAUCAAAAGGAAUAAUCAUCGAAUGGAAUCAAAUGGAAUCAUAGAAUGGAAUCAAAGGCAGUCAUUAAAUGGAAUCAAAUGGAAUCAUAGAAUGGAAUCGAAUGGAAUCGUCAAGUGGAAUCGAGUGGAAUCAUUGAAUGGAAUCGAAUGGAAUCAUUGUCAAAAGGAAUGGAAUGGAAUCAAUGAAUGGAAAUGAAUGGAAUCACCAAUGAAUGGAAUCGAAUGGAAUCAUCUUUGAAUGGAAUCGAAUGGAAUCAUCGAAUGGACUCGAAUAGUAUCAUCAUCAAAUGGAAUCAGUUGGAGUCAUCUAAUGGGCACGAAUAGAAUCAUCCUCAAAUGGAAUUGAAUGGAAUCAUCUAAAGUACUCGAAUGGAAUCAUCAUUGAAUGGAAUAGAAUGGAAUCAUCAAAUGGAAUUGGACAGAAUCAUCAUCGUAUGGAAUCAAGUGGAAUCAUCGAAUGGACUCAAAUGUAAUCAUCAGAGAAUGGAAUCAAAUAGAAUCAUCAAAUCGACUUGAAUGGAAUCAUCAUCAAAUGAAAUAGAAGGGAAUCAUUGAAUGGACUCAAAAGGAAUCAUCAUCGAAUAUAAUCAAAAGCAAUUAUCAAAUGGAUUUGAAUAGAAUCAUCAAAUGGACUCGAAUGGAAUCAUUGAAUGGCAUCAAAUGGAAUCAUCGAAUGGACUCGAAUGAGAUCAUCACUGAAUGGAAUCAAAUGGAAUCAUCGAAUGGAAUCGAAUGGAAACAUCAUCGAAUGGAAUCAAAUGGAAUCAUUGAAUGGGCUCAAAUGAAAUCAUUAUCGAAUGGAAUCAAAUGGAAUCAUCGAAUGGAAUUGAAUGGAAUCGUCAUUGAAUGGAAUCGAAUGGAAUCAUUGAAUGGAGUCAAAUGGAAUCAUCGUCGAAUAUAAUCAAAAGCAAUUAUCAAAUGGAUUUGAGUAGAAUCAUCAAAUGGACUCGAAUGGAAUCAUCAUUGAAUGGCAUCAGAUGGAAUCAUCGAAUGGACUCGAAUGAAAUCAUCAUUGAAUGGAAUCAAAUGGAAUCAUCGAAUGGAAUCGAAUGGAAACAUCAUCGAAUGGAAUCAAAUGGAACCACUGAAUGGACUCAAAUGAAAUCAUUAUUGAAUGGAAUCAAAUGGAAUCAUCAAAUGGAAUUGAAUGGAAUCGUCAUUGAAUGGAAUUGAAUGGAAUCACUGUAUGGACUCAAAUGGAAUCCUCAUCUAAUGGAAUUGAUAGGAAUCAUCUAAUGGACCCGAAAAGAAUCAUCUAAUGGACUCAAAAGGAAUCAUCAUCAAAUGAAAUUGAAUAGAAUCACCAAAUAGAGAUGAAAGGAAUCAUCACCAAAUAGAAAUGAAUGGAAUCAUUGAAUGGACUCAAAAGGAAUAUCGUUGAAUGGAAUCAAAAGCCAUCAUUGAAUGGACUGAAAUGGAAUUAUCGAAUGGACUCGAAUGGAAUCACUGAAUGGACUUGAAUGGAAUCAUCAUUGAGGGGACUCAGAUUGAAUGAUCGAAUGGACUCGAAUGGAAUCAUAGAUUGGACUCAAAUGGAAUUAUCGAAUGGGCUCGAAUGGAAUCAUCAAAUAGACUCGAAUGGAAUAAUUAUGGAAUGGAAUGAAAUGGAAUAAUCAAAUGGAAUUGAAUGGAAUCAUCGAAUGGAAUCGAUCGGAAUCUUCAUCGAAUGUAAUAAGAUGGAAUCAUCGAAUGGAAUCGAAUGCAGUCAUCAUCGAAUGGACUCGAAUGGUGUCAUCAUCGAAUAGAAUCGAAUGGAAUCAUCAAAUGGAUUUGAAUGGAAUCAUCAUCGAAUGGAAUCUAAUGGAAUAAUAGAAUGAACUGGAAUGGAAUCAUCGAAUGGAGUUGAAUGGAAUCAUCAAAUGAAAUCGAAUGGAAUCAUAGAAUAACAUCGAAUGGAAUCAUCAUCGAAUGGAGUCAAAUGGAAUCAACGAAUGGAUUCGAAUGGAAUCAUCAUCGAAUGAAAUCGAACAGAAUCAUAGAAUAGCAUCAAAUGGAAUCAUUGUCGAAUGGAGUCGAAUGGAAUCAUCGAAUGGAUUCAAAUGGAAUCGUCAUGGAAUGUAAUCGAAUGGAAUCUUCGAAUGGACCCAAGUGGAAUCAUCAUCAAAUGCAAUCGAAUGGAAUCAUCAUCGAAUGGAAUCGAAUGGAAUUGUCAUCGAAUGGAAAUGAAUGUAAUCAUCAUUGAAUGGAAUCAAAUGGAAUCGUCAUCGAAUGGAAUCGAAUGGAAUCAUAGAAUUGAAUAGAAUGGAAUAAUCAUCAAAUGGAAUCGAAUAGAAUCAUUGAAUGAAAUCGAAUGGAAUCAUCAUCGAGUGGAGUCGAAUGGAAUCAUCAACGAAUGGAAUUGAAUGGAAUCAUAGAAUGGAAUCCAAUGUAAUCAUCAUCGAAUUGAACCCAAUGGAAUCAUUAAAUGGACGUGAAUGGAAUCAUCGAAUGGACUCGAAUGGAAUCAUCAUCGAUUGGGAUAGAAUGGAAUCAUGGAAUGCAAUCGAAUGGAAUCAUCAUCGAAUGAAAUCAAAUGGAAGUAUCGAAUGGAAUCAUCAUCGAAUGGAAUUGAAUGGAAUCAUCGAAUGGACUCAAAUGGAAUCAUCAUCGAAUGGAAUUGAAAGGAAUCAUCAAAUGGACUUGAAUGGAAUCAUAGAAUGGACUCGAAUGGAAUCAUCAUUGAAUGCAAUCGAAUAGAAUCAUUGAAUGGCAUCGCAUGGAAUCAUCAAAUGGAAUCGAAUGGAAUCAUCGAAUGGACUUGAAUGUAAUCACCAUUGAAUGGAAUCGAAUGGAAUCAUCAUCGAAUGAAAUCAAAUGGAAUCAUCGAAUGGACUCGAAUGCAAUCAUCAUUGAAUGGAAUCAAAUGCAAGCAUUGAAUGGACUCGAAUGGAAUCAUCAUUGAAUGAAAUUGAAAGGAAUCAUAGAACGGAAUCGAAUGGAAUCCUCGAAUGGUAUCGAAUGGUAUCAUCAUCGAAUCAACGAAUGGAUUCGAAUGGAAUCAUCAUCAAAUGAAAUUAAAGGGAAUCAUUGAAUGGCAUCGAAAUGAAGCAUCAUCCAAUGGAAUCAAAUGGAAUCAUCUAACGGACUUGUUUGGAAUCAUCAUCAAAUAGAAUUGAGUGGAAUCAUCAAAUGGACACAAAUGGAAUCGUCAUCGAAUGGAAUCAAAUGGAAUCAUCAUCAAAUGGAGUCAAAUAGAAUCAUCAUAGAAUUGAAUGGAAUGGAAUCAUCUAAUGGAAUAGAAUGGAAUCAUCAUCGAAUGGAAUCAAAUAGAAUCAUCAUAUGAAAUCAAAUGGAAUCAUCAUUGAAUGGAAUAGAAUGGAAUCAUGAUCGAAUGGAAUCAUCAUCAAAUGGAAUCGAAUGCAAUCAUCAACAAAUGGAAUUGCAUGGAAUCAUUGGAAUCUAAUGGAAUCAUCAUCACAUGAAACUGAAUGGAACCAUCAUUGAGUGGAAUCUAAUGGAAUCAUCAUCAAAUGGAAUCCAAUGGGAUCACUGAAUAGAAUGGAGUGAUCAUCGAAUGGACUCAAAGGGAAUCAUCAAAUGGGAUUGAAAGGAAUCAUCGAAUGGAAUCGAAUGGAAUCAUCGAAUGGAUUCGAAUGGAAUCAUCGAAUGGAAUCAUUGAAUGGACUCAAGUGGAAUCAUCAUUGAAUGGAAUCAAAUGGAAUCAUUGAAUGGACACGAAUGGAAUCAUCAUUGAAUGGAAUCCAAUGGAAUCAUUGAAUGGACUCAAAUGGAAAUAUCAUCAAAUGGAACCAAAUGGAAUCAUUGAAUGGCAUCGAAUAGAAUCAUCAAUGAAUGGUACCUAAGGGAUUAUUCAAAUGGACUCGAAUGGAAUCUUCUAAUGUACUCGAAUGGAAUUAUCAUCGAAUGGAAUCAUCGAAUGGACUCGAAUGGAGUCAUUUUCAAAUGGAAUCUAAUGGAAUCAGAGAAUGGACUCGAAUGGAUCAUCAAUGAAUGGAAUCGAAUGGAAUCAUCGAAAGGCAUUGAAUGGAAUCAUCAUGGAAUGGAAUGGAAUGGAAUCAUUGAAUGGACUCGAAAGGAGUCAUGAUCAAUUGGAAUCGAAUGGAAUCUUCGAAUGGACUCAAUUAAAAUCAUCAUCGAAUGCAAGUGAGUGGAAUCAUCAUCAAAUGGAAUCCAAUGGAAUCAUCAUCGAAUGUAAUCGAAUGGAAUCAUCAUCGAAUGUAAUCAUAUGGAAUCAUCAUCGAAUGGAACCGAAUGGAAUAACCAUCGAAUGGAAUCGAAUGGGAUCAUCAUCGAAUGGAAUAGAAUGGAAUCAUCCAAUGGAAUAGAAUGGAAUAAUCAUCGAAUGGGAUCAAAUGUAAUCAUCGAAUGAAAUUGAAUGGAAUCAUCAUCGAAUGGAAUACAAUGGAAUCAUCAUCAAAUGGAAUCGAAUGGAUUCAUCAUCCAAUGUAAUUUAAUGAACUCAUCAUCGGAUGGAAUCAAAUGGAAUCAUCAUCGAAUGGAAUCAAAUGGAAUCAUCCAAUGUAAUAGAAUUGAAUCUUCAUCGACUGGAAUCAAAUACAAUUAUUGAAUGAAAUCGAAUGGAAUCAUCAACAAAAGGAAUUGAAUGGAAUCAUAGAAUGGAAUCCAAUGUAAUCAUCAUCGUAUUGAACUCAAUGGAAUCAUUAAAUGGACACGAAUGGAAUCAUUGAAUGGACGCAAAUGGAAUCAUCAUGAAAUGGAAUCAAAUGGAAUCAUUCAAUGGAAUCGAAUGGAAUCAUCAUUGAAUGAAAUCAAAUGGGAUCAUCAAAUGGAAUCAUCAUCGAAUGGAAUCGAAUUGGAAUCAUCGAAUGGACUCGAAUGGAAUCAUCAUUGAAUGGACUCAAAAAGAAUUAUCAAAUGGACUCGAAUGGAAUCAUCAUCAAAUGGACUCAAAUGGAAAGAUCAAAAGGACUCGAAUCAUGGAUUGGACUCAAAUGGAAUUAUCAAAUGGGCUCGAAUGGAAUCAUCGAAUGGACUCAAAUGGCAUUAUCGAAUGGAAUCAAAUGGUAUUGAAUUGAAUCGAAUGGAAUCAUCAAACAUGAUUGCAAUCAUCUUCGAUUGGAAUAAAAUGUAAUCAAAUGGAAUCAAAUGCAGUCAUCAUCAAAUGGAAUCGAAUGGAAUCAUCAUCGAAUAGAAUUGAAUGGAAUCAUCGAAUGGAAUCGAAUGGAAUAAUCGAAUGGAAUUGAAUGGAAUCAGCAUUGAACAAUAUCGAAUGGAAUCAUAAUCGAAUAGAAUCAAAUGGAAUCAUUGGAAUCAUCAUCAAAUGGAGUCAAAUGGAAUCAUCAAAUGGACUCAAAUGGAAUCAUCAUAGAAUGGAAUUGAAUGGGAUCAUCGAGUGAAAUCGAAUGGAUUCAUCACUGAAUGGGAUCGAAUGGUAUCAUGGAAUGCAUUCAAAUGGAAUCAUCAACGAAUGGUAUCCAAUGGUAUCUUUGAAUGCAGUCGAAUGGAAUCAUCUUCAAUUGGAAUCAAAAGGAAUCACCGAAAGGACUCGAAUGGAAUAAUCAUCAAAAGGAAUCAAAUGGAAUCAUUGAAUGGAAUCAAAUGGAAUCAUCAUCGAAUGGAAUUGAAUGGAAUCAUCGAAUGGACUCGAAUGGAAUCAUCAUCGUAUGAAAUCGAAUGGAAUCAUCGAAAGGAAUCGAAAGUAAUCAUCAUCAAAUGGCAUCAAAUGGAAUCAUCAUCGAAUGGAAUAGAAAAGAAUCAACAUCAAAUGGAGUCGAAAGGAAUCAUCAUUGAAUGGAAUCCAAAGGAAUCAUCAUUGAAUGGAACUGAAUGAAAUCAUCAUUGAAUGGAACGGAAAGGAAUCAUCAUCGAAUGGAAUCCCAUGGAAUCAUCAUCGAAUGGAAUCGAAUGGGAUCAUCAUCAAAUGGAAUCGAAUGGAAUCAUCGAAUGGAAUUGAAUGGAGUCAUUGAAUUGAAUGGAAUCAUCGAAUGGUCUCAAAUGGAAUCAUCUUCAACUGGAAUUGAAUGGAAUCAUUGCAUAGAAUUGAAUGGAGUUAUCGAAUGGACUCGAAUGGAAUCAACAUCAAACGGAAUCAAACGGAAUUAUCGAAUGGAAUCAAAGAAUCAUCGAGUGGACUCAAAUGGAAUCAUCGAAUGGAAUGGAGUGGAAUAAUUCAUGGACUUGAAUGCAAUCAUCUUCGAAUGGAAUCAAAUGGAAUCACCGAAUGGACUCGAAUGAAAUGAUCAUCGAAUGGAAUUGAAUGGAAUCCAUCAUCGGAUGGAAACGAAUGGAAUCAUCAUCAAAUGGAAUCGAAUGGAAUCAUCAAAUGAAAUCAGAUGGAAUCAUCAUCGAAUGGAAUCAAAUUAUGGAAUGAAAUCGAAUGUGAUUAUCAUCAAAUGGACUCGAAUGGAAUCAUCAUCCAAUGGAAACUAAUGGAAUCAACAUUGAAUAGAAUUGAAUGGAAACACUAUCGAAUUGAAACGACUGGAAUUAUCAUGAAAUUGAAAUGGAUGGACUCAUCAUCAAAUGGAUUCGAAUGGAAUCAUCAAAUGGAAUUGAUUGGAAUCAUCAUCAAAUGGAAUCGAAUGGAAUCAUUGAAUGGAAUCGAAUGGAAUCAUCAUCAGAUGGAAAUGAAUGGAAUCAUCAUAGAAUGGAAUCGAAUGGAUUCAUUGAAUGGAAUCAGAUGGAAUCAUUGAAUGGACUUGAAUAGAAUCAUCGAAUGGACUUGAAUGGAAUCAUUAAUGAAUGGAAUUGAAUGGAAUCAUCGAAUGGUCUCGAAUGGAAUCAUCAUUGAAUGGAAUCGAAUUUAAUCAUCGAAUGGAAUCAAAUGGAAUCAUCAUUGAAUGGAAUCGAAUAGAAUCGGCAUCAAAUAGAAUCGAAUGGAAUUUUUUUCAAAUGGAAUCGAAUGGAAACGUCAUCGAAUAGAAUCGAAUGGGAUCAUCGAAUGAAACGGAAUGAAAUCAUCAUCAAAACGAAUCAAAAUAAAACAGAAUGGAAUCCAAUGGAAUCAUUGAAUGGAAUCAAAUGGAAUCAUUGAAUGGACUCGAAUGGAGUCAUCAUCGAAUGGAAUCAAAUGGAAUCAUUGAAUGGACUAGAAUGGAAUCAUCAAAUGGAAUCUAAUGUAAUCAUCGAAUGAAAUCAAAUGGAAUCAUUGAAUGGAAUCAAAUGGAAUCAUCAUUGAAUGGAAUCGAAUGAAAUCAUGGAAUGCACUCGAAUGGAAACAUCGAAUGGACUCAAAUGGAAUCAACAUUGAGUGGAAUCAAAACAACAAAUGGCAUUGAAUGGAAUAAUCAAAUGGAAUCAUCAUCGAAUGGAAUAGAAUGGAAUCAUCGAAUGGACCCAAAAGGAAUUAUCAUCAAACAUAAUCAAAUGGAAUCAUCGAAUGGAAUCCAAUGGAAUCAUCAUUGAAUGGAAUCGAAUGGAAUCAUCAUCGAAUGGAAUCGAAUGGAAUCAUCAUCAAAUGGAAUCGAAUAGAAUCAUCAUCAAAUGGAAUCGAAUGGAAUCAUCAAUGAAUGGAAUCGAAUGGAGUCAUUGAAUGGAGUCCGUUAAAAUCAUCCUCGAAUGGAACCGAAUGCAGUCAUCAUCUAACGGAAUCAAAUGGAAUCAUUGAAUGGACUCAAUGGAAUCAUCAUCACAUGGAAUCGAAUGGAAUCAUCACAUGGAAUCGAAUGGAAUCAUCGAAUGGACUCAAAUGGAAUCAUCAUCGAAUGGAAUCCAAUGGAAUCAUCAAUUGGACAUGAAUGGAAUCACCAUUGAAUGGAAUUGAAUGGAAUCUUCGAAUGGAAUUGAAUGAAAUUAUUGAAUGGAAUCGAAUAGAAUCAUCAUUGAAUAGAAUCGAAUUAGAUCAUCAUCGAAUAGAAUCUAAUGAAAUCAUCAUCGAAUGGAAUCUAGUGGAGUCAUCAUCUAAUGGAAUUGAAUGGAUUCAGCAAGGAAUGGAAUCGAAUGGAGAAAUCGAAUGGAAUCCGUUGGACUCAUCAUCGAAUGGAAACGAAUGCAGUCAUCAUAGAAUGGAAUCGAAUGGAAUCAACGAAGGGACACGAAUUGUGUCAUCAUUGAAUGGAGUCUGAUGGAAUCAUCGAAUGGACUCGAAUGGAAUCAUCGAGUGGACUCGAAUGGAAACAUCGUGUGGAAUCGAAGGGAAUCUUCGAAUGGACUCUAAUGGAAUCAUCAUCGAAUGGAAUCGAAUGGAAUCAUUGAAUGGACUCUAAUGGAAUCAUCAUCGAAUGGAAUCAAAUGGAAUCAUCGAAUGGACUCAAAUGGAAUCAUUGAAUGGACUCGAAUGGAAUCAUCAUCGAAUGGAAUCGAGUGUAAUCCUCGAAUGGAAUCAAAUGGAAUCAUCAAAUGGAAUUGAACACAUUAGUAAGAAACUUACUUGAACCAAAAAAUAGAAAAACAAACAAACCAAAAUCCCCUAAAACUGUGAUGAGCAAAGUAGACAUCAGAACAGGAAAUAUCACUGGGGAUGAAGAAUAACAUUUCUUUUUCUCUUUUUUUUAUAGUAUAAGUUUUAGGGUACAUGUGCACAUUGUGCAGGUUAGUUACAUAUGUAUACAUGUGCCAUGCUGGUGUGCUGCACCCACUAACUUAUCAUCUAGCAUUAGGUAUAUCUCACAAUGCAAUCCCUCCCCCCUCCCCCCACCCCACCACAGUCCCCAGAGUGUGAUAUUCCCCUUCCUGUGUCCAUGUGAUCUCAUUGUUCAAUUCCCACCUAUGAGUGAGAAUAUGCGGUAUUUGGUUUUUUGUUCUUGCGAUAGUUUACCAAUUUCAUCCAUGUCCCUACAAAGGACAUGAACUCAUCAUUUUUUAUGGCUGCAUAGUAUUCCACGGUGUGUAUGUGCCACAUUUUCUUAAUCCAGUCUAUCAUUGUUGGACAUUUGGGGUGGUUCCAAGUCUUUGCUAUUGUGAAUAAUGCUGCAAUAAACAUACGUGUGCAUGUGUC